AGUUUUUCCCUCUUAAAUCCAAAUUGAUUGUUAUUGUUCAAUAAUAUAAUGUAUUAGACUGCAGUAACAAUAAGAAACUUCUUGUUUUUUACCACUGUCUGCUUUCCACGUAUUUGGCACGAAACAUUUGGUUUCUGGCUUGUUGACUGUCACUAAGAUUCUAAACCAGCAGAUUUCAGUUUAUAUAUAUUCAGCUAUAAUCUAACAAAACAUCUCCACAGCCAUUGUUUAUUAGUUUGAAAGAAGGAAACGUAACAGAACACUGUUGGAAUGUGGACAAUCCUCCUGACACGCUCUUACCCAGAGCUAACAUAAAUAAUAGUACCGCAGAGGGAGGUGCCGAGGGGACCAAGCAAACAUACGGGAAGUCAGAGAAAGAUCUGUGACAAGCAGGAGCACUGAUAGAAGAGACCGCCAGACACUUUUCAAGAAUGGAUCCGCCUCGUCCAGAGCUCUUUGACUUCCAUGGUGUCUCUAUGACACAUUACUUCACGGACAACUGGGAAAAUGUCCAGAACUUCAAAGCCAGACCAGACGAUAUCGUCAUUGCCACUUACCCUAAAGCAGGUACCACUUGGGUUGCCUACAUUCUCGACCUACUGUAUUUUCGUCAGACGAUGCCUGAGCGCGAGUCCACCGUCCCAAUUUAUGACAGAAUCCCAUUUUUGGAGAUGAUUAUGCCCUCCUAUCCUUUAGGGACAGAGAUGGCUGAUACAUUGUCCACGUCUCCUCGCAUCAUCAAAACUCAUUUGCCUGUUCAGUUCAUUCCCAAAUCCUUCUGGGAGCAGAACUGCAAGAUUGUCUAUUGUGCUCGCAACGCCAAAGACAAUGCUGUGUCCUAUUUCCACUUUGACCGCAUGGAAAAGUUACAACCUGAGCCAGGAGACUGGAGCACUUUUCUACAGAGAUUCAAAGAAGGAAAGAUGGUGUUUGGCUCCUGGUAUGACCAUGUGUGUGGGUGGUGGGAGAAGAAACAGACAUACUCCAAAAUACACUACAUGUUCUUCGAGGAUCUGGUGGAGGACACUGGACGUGAGAUAAAGCGCCUUUGCUCCUUCCUCGGUUUGUCCACGUCAGAAGAAGAAAAGGAGAAAAUCAGAGGAGAUGUUCAGUUUGAUGUCAUGAAGGCGAAUCCUAUGACUAACCUCACUGAUGACGGAAGUCUAGACUUCAGUGUCUCUCAAUUCCUGCGGAAAGGUAAAGUUGGUGACUGGAAGAACCACUUCACUGUGGCUCAGAAUGAGCAGUUUGACGAACACUACAAACAGAAGAUGAAAAACACCGCCCUCCGAUUCCGAACAGUGCUAUAGAGAGCUUUUGUGGCAGGGUAAAGAGAGGGAAAGAAGACAAAAAGGGAAAACAUCUGGCCAGCAAUGCCUUGAACUUGAAACAAUUCAGGAAAGUGAAAGAAAAUCAAGAAGUGUUUCAAUCAUAUUAAUAUAAUGGUAGCAACUGUUUUUCUUAUGUUUAAAUAAAAGAGCAAACACAAAAUAUUCUUGUACAUCAGGUUUAAUCAAACCAAAAUGAGGCUUCAGCACAAAAAUACAUCAGCAUUGAGAGAAAGAGGGAACACGUUUCAGUCUUCAAAGAACACGAUGGACUCAAAAAUGCUUCGCAAUCAUGUACUGAAUACAUCUGCACUAUGGCACUGAAUCAUUAUGAUAACAACUACAAGGAUACUGUCAAUAAGUGACAAGAAACCAACCCAGCAAAAGGGUGGGAUGGGCAGAGUCAAGACACCAUCAUUACACCUGAUUGGAUCAUGGGACAGCACAAAGAAGAUGUUUAAAUUAGCAGAUAUACUCAGUUCUGUAAUCACAGGUAAGCAUGGAACAGAGUGCACAAACUUUAAACCAGUCGUAGUAUUUUCACAGUCAGAUUUUGUCAGGUUUCUAAGCCAGCUAACGUAUCUUCAGGCAUUAACCAAGAAACAGAUAACACAGAGUAUAAGA
Molecule: messenger RNA, 1952 nt
Organism: Colossoma macropomum (tambaqui)
Lineage: Eukaryota; Metazoa; Chordata; Actinopteri; Characiformes; Serrasalmidae
Product: cytosolic sulfotransferase 2-like
Exons: 8
Coding region: 432-1310 (292 amino acids)
Biological process (GO): sulfation
Cellular component (GO): cytoplasm
Molecular function (GO): sulfotransferase activity
Source: RefSeq, a predicted model, not a curated record